ACGUUUUCCUCAAGCAAGCGUGCUAUUAACUGUUAGCUGACGCUGCUGUGAAAUAUAACGUUUUUGUGUCUAGACUUUCUAUGCAGUUCAUCUGAACCCUGUUUGUAACUUUUUUAAUCGAUAAGAUGGAGCCUCAAAUGCUCGUUAACCAAGGACUCAGCGAGAGCGUUGCUCAACGUGUUUCUGAAAUCUUUGCUUUGGGGAUUCUUUCUCCUGAAGAACUCGAUGACAGAGCGUUCGAAGCUCUUCGCGAAUUCAAUCAAGACGGCGCUUUGGAAGUGUUAGAUCAAUUUGCGAACAGUGACUUAUCUCAUGUGCAAAAUAAGAGCGCUUUCCUUUGCGGAGUGAUGAAAACCUACGUCACAAAGUCUUCUACGACAGGCGCUGAUACCUCUAGCAACCAGGGAGCGCCCAGUAAAGCCGACGAAGGGAAGAUAAAAGCUUUAUUAGAGAGAACAGGUUAUACGUUAGAUAUCACCUCGGGACAGAGGAAAUAUGGAGGUCCACCACCUAACUGGGAAGGUCCUGUACCCGGGACAGGUGGUAGUGAAAAAGGCUGCUGUCAGGUUUUUGUUGGGAAGAUCCCACGCGACUGCUUUGAAGAUGAAGUAAUCCCACUCCUUGAAGAAUGUGGUCAGAUUUUUGACUUCCGUCUCAUGAUGGAACCUGAAUCUGGACUUAAUAGAGGCUAUGGAUUCUGUACAUAUGCAACUAAAGCUGGUGCACAGAGUGCAGUCAAGAAACUUGACAAUAAGGAAAUUCGACCUGGCAAGAAGUUAGGAGUCUGCAUUUCAGUGGCAAACAACCGUCUCUUUGUUGGAUCCAUUCCAAAGAGCAAGACCAAGGAAGAAAUUUUGGAGGAAUUUGGAAGAGUCACCUCUGAUUUGACCGAUGUCAUUGUUUACUUGUCUUCAGAGCAAAAAGGCAAAAACAGAGGCUUUGCAUUCUUAGAGUAUGAAAGCCACAAAGCAGCUGCACUGGCAAAGCGACGGCUUCAGAGUGGUAAAGUUUAUGUCUGGGGAAUGGCUGUGGCCAAGGUUGAGUGGGCUGAUCCACAGGAAGAGCCUAAUGAUGAAGUUAUGGCAAAGGUGAAGGUGGUGUAUGUCCGAAACUUGUCACCUGUCAUCACAGAGGAGAAACUACAAGAAGAGUUUGGCCAGUUUGGAACUGUAGAAAGAGUUAAAAAGCUCAAAGAUUAUGCCUUUGUUCACUUCACAGAACGUGAGGAUGCACUGAAUGCGAUAAAUGCACUAGACCAACAGAUGUGGGAUGACAUUUCUAUAAGUGUGUCCCUAGCAAAACCACAACCAGCAAACAGGGACAGUAGGCGAAGAGGAGGCCCCGGAAUGGGGCAAGGUCCUCGUGGAAACCAACUAAGAGGUGGAGCACCCAGAGGGCGAGGUCGUGGGCGAGGGGGAUAUGACCAAGGGUAUGAUAACAGUGGUGGGUAUGGCCAAUAUGGAGGUUAUGAUAGUGGAAGCAAUUAUGACAGCUAUUAUGACGAUGGUAGCUAUGGAGGAGGUGGGUAUGGUGGUGGUUAUGGUGGUGGGUAUGGAAAUGAAGGAUAUGGUGGAGGAGGUUACUACAGCCAAGGUGGCUCAAGAGGUGGGCCGAGGGGGUCACGUUCCCGUGGUGGUCCAGGUGGGCCAAGUAGAGGUGGACCUCGUGGUGGCAGUGGCGGUGGUGGCUUUGGUCGUGGAGGCAGGGGUGGACGUGGUGGUCCUCCUAGAGGAAGGGGUGGCAGAGGUGGAGGUGAUGGUGGCUAUGGUGCGCAGAAGCGUAAGUUUGGUGGUGAUGGUGCUUAUCAAGGCUCAGCUGGUGGCUACUCAGAACCUAAGAGGCAGUACAUUGAUUACAACCAUCAGUAUGGGCAGCAGGACUCCCAACAAGAGUGGGGUGGUGACUACAACUACAGUGACCAGGGCGAUCAACAGUGGUACCAAGACUCCUGGUCGCAGCAGCAGGGAUGGUGAAGUGAUCCUGUAUUUGCUGAUUGGCAGCCAUUCAACUUGUCCAACCAGAUUCAUGUUGAAUUGAUCCAAUUGUGUCAUCAUUUUGUUUGGAGCCCAAUCAUUUCUUUCUCUGAUUGGUUUGGAUGCUGCAUCAAACAUAAAGGGAAAAGGCUUUUUCGAUGUUACAUUCUCUGUAUCAUUUUGUUUUUUAGCAAAAAAGAAGAAAUUCUUUCAUAAUCUGACUGAGUUCAAAACUUAAGGAAUCAACUUUCUUUUUUGAUCUUGAGUUACUAGGGUAAAAGAGGAGAUUGUGUUGCAAAAUCUGUGGUGUUUCAUAUAAACAUUCGUAGUUCUUCCCAAAGUCUAUGAGCCUUGUCUAGUUCUGCUUUUCAAAUUCAAAUUUUUACAUUUUAAUCUUCAUUCUUUUGAACUUAGUAAAUAAAACUUCAAGUAUUGUUCAAAAAUACCGGUAGACUUAGAAAUAGACAUCUAAAGAAGAUCUGCAAUCCAAUGAUUGAUCGAGUGGGUUUGUUUAACAAUCAUAUAAUCUUGAACUUAAAUAAAAUUGCUUAUUCAAAAUUAGCCAGUAAAACCAGCUGGGUA
This is a messenger RNA of Pocillopora damicornis (cauliflower coral), 2555 nucleotides long. RefSeq names its product heterogeneous nuclear ribonucleoprotein Q. The record is from RefSeq and is a predicted model, not a curated record. Gene Ontology annotation, molecular function: RNA binding. Lineage: Eukaryota; Metazoa; Cnidaria; Anthozoa; Scleractinia; Pocilloporidae.